This is a messenger RNA of Phoenix dactylifera (date palm), 3552 nucleotides long. Lineage: Eukaryota; Viridiplantae; Streptophyta; Magnoliopsida; Arecales; Arecaceae. The record is from RefSeq and is a predicted model, not a curated record.
UACUAUUAUUACAGACUAUUAUUAUGAUUUAUUUCACAAGUUGGAGAAAUUGUUUAGGACUUUCCUGUUUUCUGGUCCCAGCGAUCGACGUGCUAGGGUUUCUAAACUUCCCUUCGUUGCCCGCCACCGGAGCAGCGGGCGGACGGUGGAACCGCGGACGCACCAGAAACCCUAGAAUCGCCCCUCUCGGAUCGGAGGUUUGGAAACGGGGAGGGCCGUAAAACCCCUCAUCCGAGGCCUCUUGAAUCGAAUCCGAGUACCGAGAGACGAAUCCAGACCCCUCCUUUCUCUCAAGAACAGAAGGAGAGAAAACUUUUCUUUUUCUUUUUCUGUUUUUUUGUCGUCAUUGAAUUCGGCAAGAAUAGAUCUUUCCCGUCUUAAACCUCGAAUCCCUUGGUCUUGAUCUAUCUGAUGGAACCCUCGAAGAAGGAAUCGGACGGGGACCUUGUUCCCUUUUGAUUCAUUGGCGAACUUGGUUUUCCCUUUCUUUCUGGCGGAAAAAGAUCCUUUUUGGUGGCCUUUGUGGAGGGGAAAAGCAUUCCUUUUCUCUAAGAUUGAACUGAUUCAGAACGGUUAAUGAAGAAUCAAACCUAGAUCUGUUCUUCCAAGAAAGGGAUUCUGGUUUGAUCUGAAAAUUUCAUCUUAAACAUGUUCGAAUCGGCUGUUUACCAUGGGAAUUCCCUAAUUGGGGAGGCGGAAAUCUCCCCCCAGAACUCGAAUCCUGGCGCCUGGCUCAGGGAGAUCCGGAUCUCCCACUUCUCCCUGCCGAGCGAGCGGUGCCCGCCGCUCGCCGUGCUCCACACCAUUGCCUCUGCCGGCGUCAGCUUCAAAAUGGAAUCAAAGUCGCCACCGUCCGAUGAGUCACAGCUGUGUUCCUUGCAUGCUGCAUGCCUCAAAGAGCAAAAGACUGCAGUUAUUCCAUUAGGAGAGGAAGAAUUGCACUUGGUGGCCAUGAAGUCGAGGAAAAACCUUGUGCAUUAUGCAUGUUUUUGGGGUUUUAAUGUUGCAUCAGGGCUGUACAACUCUUGCCUUGGCAUGUUGAACCUAAGGUGCCUAGGGAUUGUGUUUGAUCUUGAUGAAACCCUCAUAGUUGCUAAUACCAUGCGCUCAUUUGAGGACAGGAUUGAUGCUCUUCAACGGAAAAUUAGUAGUGAGACAGAUCCACAGCGAGUUACAGGUAUGCUGGCUGAGGUCAAGCGCUAUCAAGAUGACAAAUCUAUCUUGAAGCAGUAUGCAGAAAAUGACCAAGUCAUUGAAAAUGGGAAUGUCUUUAAAGUUCAAUCUGAGAUCGUACCGCCUUUAUCUGAUAAUCAUCAAUUGAUAACCCGCCCAAUUAUAAGGUUACAUGAGAAGAAUAUCAUUCUUACACGUGUUAAUCCGUCGAUACGGGAUACUAGUGUCCUUGUACGGUUAAGACCUGCAUGGGAGGAACUAAGAAGCUACUUAACUGCUAGAGGCCGCAAGCGUUUUGAGGUCUAUGUUUGUACAAUGGCUGAAAAAGAUUAUGCUUUGGAAAUGUGGAGGCUUCUUGACCCAGAUUCAAGGUUAAUCAAUUCUAUGCGACUUCUUGACCGGAUAGUGUGUGUCAAAUCAGGGUCAAGAAAGUCACUGCUUAAUGUCUUUCAAGAUGGAAUUUGCCAUCCAAAGAUGGCACUAGUUAUUGAUGAUCGUCUGAAAGUUUGGUAUGAAAAAGAUCAACCUCGAGUUCAUGUCGUCCCUGCAUUUGCUCCAUAUUACGCUCCUCAGGCAGAGGCAAAUGGCAACGUCCCAGUUUUAUGUGUUGCAAGAAAUGUUGCAUGCAAUGUUAGGGGUGGUUUUUUCAAAGACUUUGAUGAAGGCGUACUGCCACGAAUUAGUGACAUUUUCUAUGAAGAUGAAAUGAAAGAUUUCCCAUCUGCUCCAGAUGUGGGCAAUUAUUUAAUUUCAGAGGAUGAUAAUGCUACCUCAAAUGGAAAUAAAGACCAGCUUUGUUCUGAGGGCAUGACAGAUGCUGAGGUUGAAAGGAGAUUGAAGGAGGCAAAUGGCAAUGUCCAAGUUGUUCAUCCCAUGGUCAAUACCUUGGAUCUGAGGUCAAUGUCUCCUAUACAACCUGUUAUGGCUUCUUCAUCCUGUGUACCUCCGCUGACAGCCACUCAAGUGAUGAUGCCUUUGCCUAACAACCAGUGUCCACAGCCCAUUGCAUUAGGCAGGCCACUAGGUCAACCCGGCCUUCCAGAACCUAGUUUGCAAGGUUCUCCUGCUAGGGAAGAGGGUGAGGUUCCCGAGUCAGAAUUAGAUCCAGACACAAGGAGAAGGCUUCUUAUAUUGCAACAUGGUCAAGACAUUCGAGAUCCUACUCCUCAAUUUCCUGUGAGAACCCCUCUCCAUGUCGCAGUUUCUCCAGUGCAAUCACGGGGAAGUUGGUUUCCAUUGGAGGAAGAGAUGAAUCCAAGACAACCGAGCAGGGCACCUAAAGAAUUUCCUUUAGAACCGGAAACUGUAUGUUUGGAUAAAAAACGACCUAACCAUCAAUCUUACUAUCGCAGUGGGGAGAAUUCUAUUUCCUCUGAUAGAGGUUUUAAUGAAAAUCGGAGAUUGGCUAUGCAGUUACAUCAUGGAGAUGAUCGGCUGAGGCCAAACCAUGCAGCAGCAAACUAUGAUUCCUUCCCAGGUGUGCUGUUUCCUAACCAAACUUUGGACUUUGAAGGUGAGGAGAUGCCAACUGGUCGAAUUUCUUCUAGCCACAAGGACAUCCAAUUUGAAUCUGGCCGGGCCACUGCACAAUAUGCUCGAACUCCUGCUGGCGUCCUACAGGAUAUUGCAACAAAGUGUGGAGCAAAGGUGGAAUUUCGAACAGCUUUAUGUGACACUACAGAAUUGCAGUUCUCUAUGGAGGUUUGGUUUGUUGGAGAAAAAAUAGGGGAAGGAAUUGGUAAAACGAGGAAGGAAGCCCAGCAGCAAGCUACUGACUUCUCCCUUCGAACUUUGGCAAAUAAAUAUUUGUCAAAUGCUACAUCUGAUACUCUGCGUGGAGAUAUGCUAAAGCCCUCUAAUGCCAAAGAAAAUGGUUUUAUAAGUGAUGCAAACUCUUCUGGAUAUCCAGCAUAUGCCAGGGAUGAUCUUUUGGCAGUAGCAAGCACUUCAGAAGAGUCCCGUUUUAUGGACCUGAGAUUAGAGGGUUCAAAAAAAUCAACAACUUCUAUUGCUGCCCUUAAAGAGCUAUGUACCAUCGAGGGAUUUAGCCUAAAUUUUCAAGCUCAACCUUCCCCUUCAACUGAUUCAGUCAGUAAAGGGGAAGUGUACACACAGGUCGAAGUAGCAGGGCAGAUAUUAGGAAAAGGAGUUGGAACAACCUGGGAAGAAGCUAAGCUGCAGGCAGCUGAAGAGGCCCUUGGAACUUUGAAGUCUAUGCUUGGUCAAUUUACACACAAACGCUCAGGAUCUCCAAGGUGAAUUUCUAUUUUAUGCUGAAAGUAUGUAGUAUGCACUUCACUGAUACCCUAUCAGAACUACUUUUGGUUCAGAAAUUACAAUAUUGGCAAUCAGAUAAUCAAGAAGAAGAUCAUUAUGCAA